CACCUGUCUCACACUUCACAGUCGCGCGCCGCCAUGGCCUCGUAUACGCAGUUCAACCCGACCCGCUUACGCUCCUACAUUCUCCGCCUCCCGCUGGCGACUCGAUUACUGUUGCUUGCCAUUGUUGGGCUCUGGAUUGCGACGAUACCGCUGCCAUGGCUCAGAGAGUUCGCGCAGCUCGAGCCGGCUAAGAUGGAUCUGACCCAGAUGCACCGUCUUAACUUGUUUCCGUUGAUGCAUCUCAACUUCUUCCACAUGAUUUUCAACUUGGUCGCAAUUGCGCCUCUUCUCGAACGCUUCGAAGCUGAGUUUGGAACAUUGGUCACACUCGCGCUCUUCACUGGACCCUUUGGCACUCUUCCUGGAGGCAUAUACACUUUGUUGGAGAAGUUCGUCUUCAGGGCGAAUACCGUUGUCAUGGGCGCCAGCGUAUGGGUCUUCCUGCUUCUCUCGGCAGAAGUCAUGAAGCAACACAAGACAAACCCCAACUUCAGCGUCGGGCCCUACAAAGUCCCCACCUGGACAACGCCCCUGAUCCUCGUCCUCGUCACCAGCAUCCUCGUACCGAACGUCAGCUUCAUUGGACACCUUUGCGGCGCCGGCAUCGGCUACCUUUGGGCCUCAGGCUACAUCAAGUUCCUCGUACCCCAUGAAAAGAUUCUCAGAUGGAUCGAGACGAAAGCAAACUUGCUUGGGAGAUUACCCCACUACGUGAGCGUAGAUCAAAAGACCUACGGCCGCUAUGGUGUCUUGCCCACGACAAGCGUGCCAAUGGGUGGGAUACCGAGAAGUCCGGAGCCGGGUGCGAUACUCGGGCCGUGAAGCAUGUUGUACGAAGUAUCAAGACCUCCGGCUGAAUGUGGGUGGGAAUUAAUGAAGUGUAAUGUAUGGCGAUUUAUUGCAUGAUGUCCGGCGUUCUGGGUAUGGGUUCGGUGAUCGACGACUUUGGAUGUUCAAUGUAUAGAUAUUGUAGACCGUUCAUACUCAGAGAUUGUGAAGAAGCGGCCGAGGUUCGAAGCUGAGAUGAACUUCAGACACGAAACUAUGCAGUUCAAGAUAGAAACAGAGA
Messenger RNA from Macroventuria anomochaeta, 1069 nucleotides. RefSeq lists its product as uncharacterized. Gene Ontology annotation, molecular function: serine-type endopeptidase activity. The coding region runs from base 34 to 822 and encodes 262 amino acids. Gene Ontology annotation, cellular component: membrane. Lineage: Eukaryota; Fungi; Ascomycota; Dothideomycetes; Pleosporales; Didymellaceae. The transcript is spliced from 4 exons. The record is from RefSeq and is a predicted model, not a curated record.